Molecule: messenger RNA, 1509 nt
Organism: Pochonia chlamydosporia 170
Lineage: Eukaryota; Fungi; Ascomycota; Sordariomycetes; Hypocreales; Clavicipitaceae
Product: transcription factor Cys6
Exons: 3
Coding region: 1-1509 (502 amino acids)
Biological process (GO): regulation of DNA-templated transcription
Molecular function (GO): zinc ion binding; DNA-binding transcription factor activity, RNA polymerase II-specific
Source: RefSeq, a predicted model, not a curated record
AUGCCCGGCGUUCCGUCAAGUCGAGGCUGCGAGGCCUGUCGGAAGCGAAAGAAGAGGUGCGACUUGGCUCGGCCAUCAUGCUCUCGAUGUACCCGCUUAAAAAUUCCUUGCGUCGGGUCCGGUCAGCAACGAUUCAAGUUUCAGCCAACUGUCACAACAGCCGGAUCCGAGGGAACUCUGGUAGGGCUGACGGCACCGGCCAGCUAUUCAUCGCCAGCUGCAAGUACAGUGGUGUUGGCUCUGGACGAGCCCUCAAGACCGCUAUACAAUGAAGUUACCGUUGCUUGCGGAGCGUUUGUAUCGACUCUUGUCGUAUCAGAUCCCAGAUAUGAUGUGAGCAACCUGGGCGGGUUCCUGGAGCACAUUCCUCAGAGGCUAGGGAGAAAUAAAGCUCUCGACCUUUGCGCCAGAGCAUUUACAGGAGCAAUGGCUAGUGCGAGAAGUGGCAAGAUUUCCGUGCAGGCUCUAACGGACUAUGGCAAUGGAAUGAAAGCCUUGAGAUCAUCCCUAAUGAAUCCGGAGACCGCAAAAACUGUAGAGACUCUGGUCGCCACGUAUCUGUUGAACUUGUGCCAAGCAUACCUCGGAGACACAGACGAUCACUACGGCAUUCAUAUGCACGGACUGGCAUCGCUGGUGGAACAGGCCUCGCUUCAAGAAUGGGGGGAUCCUUUCCAUGGGGAGGUGUUGGUAUCCGCAGCAUUUGGCAUUGUGCUGGCAAGUAUUUCCGAGCCCACGCUCAAGUUGUCACCAGCAAUAAUAGACGCCUCCAAACGAGCGUAUGGUCCCGACCCGGAUCCUUUGUUUAUCCAAGGCGUAGAAACGACAAGUCUACGGCUAGAAAACCUAUUUCGCUUUCCAGUGUUUGCUCAAGAACCGGAACUACACAUUCCCGAGAUGCAGUCCGCCUACCAAACAAUGAUAUUGGAAUCGCGGCGUGUAGCGAACUUCGUCAACGACUUCAUCGAUGCGAUGGACACAGAAGAUUCCCAGCUGCUAACCAUAGGGGCUCCUGUUCAGCUUCUCAAAACCUAUUUUGCGUACGAAGGUGUCAACAUGAUCAUGCUGACACUCGUGUUUAUGCUCAACAAGAUUCUCCGACUAGCUGAGCCCAAAAACUUUGACCUGCUUGAGGACGCUGACUUUUUAUCUGGAGAAUGCCUCAGGGCCGCAAAACGAUCAUACAAGUUUAAGCCACUGGGCGCUUCACUUACGCCGCUCGCCUUGGGAGUAACAUGGGCAUCUACAGCAGAUGCGGCGAGGAGAACAGAGGCCGCAAAACUGCUUGAUGAAUUCAAGGAUGAUUUACUGGGGUCCAAGUUUGUCAAGCUGGCCGUACAAUUGGAAGCAAGAUAUCGACAUGUCGGGAAGAUUCUUUGGACUGCAUCUGACGACGAGUCAGAAUUGAGUGAGAGCCACGUCGAUUCAAGCAUCGAGUAUGCAUCUCCCGCAUGGAGAAAGGCAUCAACGAGAAGUGGCAGCGACCCAGCCGGAUGUCGAGUUAUGUAG